This is a messenger RNA of Orussus abietinus, 11830 nucleotides long. It is a transcript of the gene PMCA, whose product is annotated as plasma membrane calcium-transporting ATPase 3. Gene Ontology annotation, molecular function: P-type calcium transporter activity; ATP binding; ATP hydrolysis activity. Bases 568 to 4323 code for a protein of 1251 amino acids. Gene Ontology annotation, cellular component: intracellular membrane-bounded organelle; membrane. Lineage: Eukaryota; Metazoa; Arthropoda; Insecta; Hymenoptera; Orussidae. The record is from RefSeq and is a predicted model, not a curated record. Gene Ontology annotation, biological process: regulation of cytosolic calcium ion concentration; calcium ion transmembrane transport. The transcript has 15 exons.
GGGCGCUGUCCUGAGUCCAGUCAGUUUGCUCCAUCGUGUCCAUCACGGGAGUCGCGCAGCUCACAUAACCUCUCGCGACGGUUCGCUGUUGCUCGAGAGCGUUAUGAAGGAUACAGGGUCGUGGUUCCUCCGAUGAUCUACCGCUAGUGCCGCGCGUCGUCGACGCGGCCCGGGACACCUCGACGAUAGCGAGGAUAGCCGUAAGCGGUGGCAGCCUGCGAUAGCUGGCGUACUCCGGUUAUGCCCAGCUCCGAAAAAACAGGGCUUCUGAAACCUAACCUCUCAGUUUUGGACACGGUGACACCGGCGACCGGAACCCUUUCUCCUGGUGAUCUGGUUACUUCGAGCAAGCUUCGCGCUACGUCUCGCUCCUGGAACCUUGCUGAACACCGUACCGUUUUUGGAUGCGCGAUGCUAAUAUUGGUCUGUCGUCCCGACGCACUCAACUAUCGAACCUCUACCCGUUUGGAGGCUAAGGGAGCAUUGGUGACCAGGAAAAAGUAGGCUUGGUAACUUUGAAGGUGCCGAACAGUGUUGGCGUAAGCCAACGUUGGCGAACGAGGCGAAAUGGCGACGAUAGAUGGGCGGCCGGCCCAAUAUGGGAUUUCCCUCAAGCAGCUCCGCGAGCUCAUGGAGCACCGGGGUCGCGAGGGUGUCAACAAAAUUAACGGCUAUGGUGGUGUGCAGGAGAUAUGUAAAAAGUUGUACACUUCACCUAGUGAAGGCCUCAGUGGAUCGGCGGCGGAUAUCCAACACAGGCGAGACACAUUUGGUUCCAACAUGAUACCUCCAAAACCACCAAAAACGUUUUUACAAUUAGUAUGGGAAGCACUGCAGGAUGUAACAUUAAUAAUUUUGGAAAUUGCUGCAUUGGUUUCGUUAGGGCUAAGCUUCUACCAACCAGCGGACGAGGAGAAACCUUUAGUCGAUGAGGAUGAAGCUAAAUACGGUUGGAUCGAGGGUCUUUCAAUUUUGCUUUCUGUAAUUCUGGUGGUAAUAGUGACGGCUUCCAACGACUACUCUAAAGAAAGACAAUUCCGGGGUCUCCAGAGUAGGAUAGAAGGGGAACAUAAAUUCUCCGUCAUUCGGCAAGGAGAAGUAAAACAAAUUUCUGUAUCUGACAUCGUUGUUGGCGACAUAUGUCAGAUCAAAUAUGGAGAUCUGUUGCCCGCGGAUGGAAUCCUCAUACAAAGCAACGAUCUAAAAGUAGACGAAUCCAGUUUAACUGGAGAGUCAGAUCAUGUCAAAAAGGGAGAAUCUUUUGAUCCAAUGGUACUUUCAGGCACUCACGUGAUGGAAGGGUCAGGGAAAAUGUUGGUGACUGCUGUUGGCGUGAACUCGCAAGCUGGUAUUAUUUUCACUUUAUUGGGUGCUGCUGUUGAUCAGCAGGAACAGGAAAUCAAGAAGAUGAAGAAAGAGGCUAAAAAGCAGCGGAAGAAGAGGUCUAUACCAGGAGAUGAAGCUGCCGAGAUCACUGGAAACAGUCAUGCAGCCGGUGGUGGUAAGCACGAGGGCGGCGAGAACCAUCAUGCACCUUCCGGAGGGGGUGGCGGUGAGGGCAAGAAGGACAAAAGCGUCCUCCAGGCGAAGCUGACUAAACUCGCCAUCCAGAUCGGCUACGCCGGAUCGACCAUCGCAGUGCUGACCGUCGUCAUUCUAGUCAUUCAAUUCUGCGUGACGACGUUCGUCAUUCAGGGGAAACCGUGGAAGAACACGUAUGCUGGUGACCUGGUGCGGCAUUUAAUUAUCGGUGUGACGGUGCUCGUCGUAGCUGUUCCCGAAGGUCUUCCUCUAGCCGUUACUCUGUCCCUCGCCUAUUCCGUUAAGAAAAUGAUGAAGGACAACAACCUGGUGCGUCACUUGGAUGCUUGCGAGACCAUGGGUAACGCUACUGCCAUUUGCUCGGACAAGACAGGAACGUUGACGACCAAUAGAAUGACCGUCGUACGGUCGUACAUAUGCGAGCAGAUGAGCGACAGUGCGAACUUCUCGGAUAUCCCCAGUCACGUCGGAAGCUUGAUAAUCCAAGCAGUCUCGAUUAAUUCGGCGUACACGUCCAGAAUCAUGCCCUCGCAAGACCCUACCGAGCUGCCUAUGCAGGUCGGCAACAAAACCGAAUGUGCCUUACUUGGAUUUGUAUUGUCCCUGGGCAAGAGUUAUCAAACCGUGCGAGACGACCACCCCGAGGAAACGUUCACGCGAGUAUACACGUUCAACAGCGUCAGGAAGAGCAUGUCCACCGUCAUACCGAGGCAAGGUGGUGGCUACAGGCUCUUUACAAAAGGCGCUUCCGAAAUCAUCAUGAAGAAAUGUGCCUUUAUAUACGGUCGCGACGGACAUCUGGAGAAGUUUACCAGGGAGAUGCAGGAGCGGCUGGUAAAGAAAGUGAUAGAACCAAUGGCGUGCGACGGCCUCCGUACCAUCUCCGUUGCUUACCGGGACUUCGUACCCGGCAAGGCCGAAAUCAAUCAGGUCCACUGUGAGGGCGAGCCUAAUUGGGAAGACGAAGAGAACAUCGUGGCCAAUCUUACCUGCCUUUGCAUCGUCGGUAUCGAGGAUCCGGUGCGGCCCGAGGUACCGGAAGCGAUCAAAAAGUGUCAGAAGGCUGGUAUCACUGUCAGGAUGGUCACUGGCGAUAACAUCAACACAGCGAGGUCCAUUGCCAUUAAAUGCGGUAUCGUCAAACCGAACGAGGAUUUCCUCAUCUUAGAGGGGAAGGAGUUCAAUCGGCGGAUCAGAGACAGCAAUGGAGAGGUUCAGCAGCAUUUACUGGAUAAGGUUUGGCCAAAACUCAGGGUACUGGCUAGAUCCUCGCCUACGGACAAAUAUACCCUUGUUAAGGGCAUCAUAGAUAGCAAAAUAUCGGCAAGUCGUGAGGUCGUAGCUGUCACUGGCGACGGCACGAACGACGGUCCCGCCCUGAAAAAGGCCGAUGUCGGCUUCGCUAUGGGCAUCGCUGGAACCGACGUCGCCAAAGAAGCCUCCGACAUCAUCCUAACGGAUGAUAACUUCUCUUCCAUCGUCAAGGCGGUUAUGUGGGGCAGGAACGUCUACGACAGCAUAGCCAAGUUCUUGCAGUUCCAACUGACAGUUAACGUCGUCGCGGUCAUAGUCGCCUUUAUCGGCGCGUGUGCCGUACAAGACUCACCCCUGAGGGCGGUACAGAUGUUGUGGGUCAACCUGAUCAUGGACACGCUGGCGUCGCUUGCCCUGGCCACGGAAUUACCCACGCCUGACCUUCUGCUUCGUAAGCCUUACGGCCGCACGAAACCUCUCAUUUCCAGGACGAUGAUGAAGAACAUUCUCGGCCAGGCCGUUUACCAGCUAACUGUCAUCUUUGUGCUCCUCUUUGCCGGGGAUAAGAUGCUCGACAUCGAUACCGGGAGAGGCGUGGCAGAGGCCGGUGGCGGCCCGACGCAACACUUUACCGUCAUCUUCAACACGUUCGUCAUGAUGACCCUCUUCAACGAAUUCAACGCCAGGAAAAUUCAUGGUCAGCGCAACGUCUUCCAGGGACUCUUCACCAACCCCAUCUUCUACACUAUUUGGAUCUUCACCUGUUUGUCGCAAGUGCUGAUCAUCAACUACGGUAAGAUGGCGUUCAGCGCAAAAGCUCUUACCCUAGAACAGUGGAUGUGGUGCCUGUUUUUCGGAUUCGGCACGCUACUCUGGGGCCAACUAGUCACGACUAUUCCUACGCGCAAGAUUCCCAAGAUACUUUCAUGGGGCCGCGGCCAGCCGGAUGAUAUCGGUGCGAUCAAUCUAGGAGACGAGAAAUUCGACCCCGACUCGGAUAAAAAGCCGCGCGCAGGACAAAUUCUAUGGAUCCGCGGUCUGACGCGGCUACAGACUCAGCUUCGAGUAAUCAGAGCGUUCAAGUCGACUCUGGAAGAUCUGGAGGAGCGUCGCUCCAUCCAUAGUUUACACAGCUUACACAGUAUGCGCAGCUCACGCAGCCACACCGGGCCCCGACCACUAUCUGACUUCACGUACAUUGACGAAGACCCGACUAGUAACUCGGUUAGAGCGGCGAACAGGUCGCAGCCCGGGAACGCUUGCGCCGAGCCCGCCCAGGAACACGAGGCCAGCUCCAGAGGGUCCAGACCGGCCAAUCCCCAGAACAGCCCGGCCUCGCCGCUUCUGCUCAACGUGCCCGGAUCCGCCGUCGCGAACAACCACCACCACCACCAUCACCACCAUUACCACAAUAAUCCCACGAGUCCGAACCACGUCGGCGACUCGGGCACCCCCUCGCAGCCCUCGGGACCCAACAACCUGCUCCUCCCGGAACUGCCGAAGCUGGUCCACGAGACCAGCAUCUGAGGACGGGGGUCAGCCCCCUCGUUUCCCCGUGACCCCUGUCCCGGGGCCACCGACCCGCGACCCUCCCGGUCGAGCUCGAUCGCCCCCGACGAUUCGCCCUCUCCGACGCUCGUCCACGUGCCCGGCCCCAGCGCCGCGACGCCUCUACCCGACGAGUACUUAAUACAAUCGGUGCCUGCGGAACGGGUGCGCGGGAAAAGUGGAGCAAACUAGUGUCCCCGUUUUUUCGUCGGAAGGGACCACGUGGUCCCUCGACGCGGCGGGUCUUGGGUGCGCGGAAGAGGUCCUGGUGGAAACGCGGCAAGCUUCGACCGGGAUGCGGUUACGUGGAGCGGUAGGUGUGGUCGAUCGACCGCGUUCUACUUCUCCAUGACCAUGAAACUGCCUUAUGAACGAACGCUACUCCGACUUCCACCUCGCUCUUUCACGAGCCUAUUGGCCGAUAAUUUCGUUGACGCAACGAGAGAACUCCCGAGAUCCUCGAGAGCGUCCGAUGGUCUCCUGUCGGAUGCAGUCGCGCGUCCGCUCACCCGAUCCGUUUCUACCGUGCUUAAUCCCGGAGUCGCGUCCACCUGUCGAUGGAUCCUGCGACCUGGGCGAGCGGAGAGGGCGCGGAAAGCAGGGAUCGUCGUCCCCUCGACCCGGGCCAGGAGAUAAGUGCCCAAGGGUGCGGAGAGUCCUUGGUACGCUGAGAAAAACGUCCGGUCGAGUCAACGGAAACUGGCGAGCUCUACCAGACGUCGUCUUGGGCGACGCAACGUUUUGCAUUUAUUCGAGUGCCGGGCAUUCUACCGACUGCACAAAAUGAUGUCGGAUUCUACUUGCAUUGGCCGAAGUUCGCUGGCAGUGGAGUAAAAUUUGUGAAAACUGUGGAGCUUGGACAAUUUGUUCGCGAUAGGACUUAACGGAAUGGUUUCUCAGGGUACGAUUGGAGAAUGGACGAAAGACCCGAGGAGAGAUCUCCUUCGCGCUCGGAAUUUCUCUCGGCAGGCCUUUUGUCCACCCUCGAGCACCGAAACUCCUCGGACCUUUGAUAACUGAUCCUUCGCCUUCGCGGAGAACCCAGUGAGAACGGCCGCGCCCACGAUACGCACAUACACACGAACACAGGACGCACUCGACGCACUCGCAUGUACGCGGACGUGCACGCGCGCUUACACCGGACCUGCUUCUCCCGCUUUGACCCGAAUGCCUUCCCAGGAACUAGCGGAGCCCAUUUUUACCACGCAACGUAGGAAUCUUAAAGGCUGCGUCGAGGACGGACCCUGCCCCUGGGUCUACCGGACACGAGUCCCGUCCACGAGUGGAGAAGUUCCCGGGCCAAGAGAAGACGCACACCUUGCUUGCUUGCGCCGUUUGCUCUUAUCGUCCCUUGAUCGCCCUCUGACCUCCUGUAUGGAUUCCCGUCUGCUCCUUUCUCUGUCUGUCUGGGACUGGAUGUGAAUGCGUGUCCGUUUCGCGUCGAUGCGACUCUUGCUAAGGACAACGCGUCGGAGGAGGUAGCUUCGGUGUUCCGAAGACGUGCACUCCGAUUCGAGGCAGACCUCUCGAGUAGCAACGAAUCCCCGAUUUGACGAUCGUUGGACAAGAAAAGCUCAGCCUGCGCUCAAGGAAUCGUGAGAUCGUGCCCGAUGGACUCGCGGGCCAAUUACUUCGCGAAAACUGCAAGACAGCAUCCACGGCUGCGAGCAAUUCGCCUUAAACGAGCCCAAAAUCGUCGUUUGUAAAUGAAGUCCGGUUGGUUCGUUGCUACCGGAGGUACGUUCCUCCGCGUCCGAGUCGACAUUUUCUAAGACCGAUCCGAUGCCUUCUUCGACGCGCGAUUCCCCCCCCCCCCCGCCCCUCCAGGGGGUGGGCGUCCGCCCCACACACUUGACCACUCGUGCUCUCCGGGCCCCGCGAGGGUCGCCACUGCACGGUUCCGGUCGGGCCCAUCGUCGCACCUCCGACCUCGUACUUAGCCUCGCGUGCUCUCGGCCCGUCUCGACCCAGGAGCCGAAGAACGAAUAAACCGAGCGCGGCAGUCGCGAGCACUGCGAGGACACCCUGGACGACGUAGUCUCGUCCAAGGGGACGCCCGGGGGAACGAAGAUGCCCCGGGAGGCCGAGGGGACGCGCGGGUCCUCCUCGACCCUCCGGGCCCCGUUUUCCCCGGCCCCUACCUAUUUUAACCACCUCGAGACUCACGGAACGCAAGAGGACUCCUUUGUGUUUGACCUCGGAUGUAAGUUGUUUUUACGUUUUCACAUUUAAUUUAAAUCUCUAACUUAAUGAAGGGACGCGUUACCCUCUCCCCUCGUCCUUAACCCUCGACCCCCCGUAUCUUAAGUUACUUAGCCCUUUAAGUCCAACGACCUGUGGCUCGGGACUUACCCCCGCGUGCUCCCGCCCGUGGAGCGUCACCCCCGCGAUUGGACUCCGCCGAUGACCGACCACCUACGUACUUAAUCGAACGCCUCGCGAGCCCCCCAGAAGACGCUGUACCCUCGACAAGGGGACCGUCCUAUGGGGGAACCCCCUCGGACCAUGGAUAUCUAAACCUCGCAGAUCAGUGAAAGGGGUAAACUCGAAUACCACGCGAGCCGACGACACGAACUAGGGUGCGAUAGGUACACGUAAACAUUAGACCCGAUCAUAUUUUAGACCAUGUAUAUAUGUAGACCGCCUUGCGGUGGAAGGGGUAAAUAAAUGUACCACGUGGCCGAUAACUCAUCCACGUGGUUAAAGCCAUUCUGCUUACCAAAAGUCUCGGUGUGGGAGGUUCAAUGUGAAGUCUAGAUAUGUAUGGCCCAAGGGGACUCGUCGCUUCCACCGCGAUUUCGCGAUUCGUCCUGCCGGACUCCGACGCGUUGUCCCGUCGUAAGAGAAGUUGACUAAUUUACGAAAUCUCGUUUCUCGGCAUUCGGUGUCUUCGAAACGUUGACUUUUAUCUCUCAGGGGGAAUUUCGAGAUGUAACGCGACAUAACAGGCGGUAUGGGUUUCUUCCCUGGUUAUCCGCGUAAUUGUCGAAUCGGCCAUCUUGCGCGCUAAGAAGUGUUGGUCACAUCGAGGCGGUGUCCAACCGGGGGUAAUCUUUUAUCGUUAACGCUUAAUUUUAGACGUGCGGACGAUCGUUUCAGUAUAUCGCUAUAUUGGUCGACUCGUUACUGCCAUUGUUACGAUGUCUGUACGAACGAACGGAGAAGGAUAAAAGGAUUCGUAGAUGGGAACCGGGGUCAUGUCCGUCUAUCUCUCUUCUUUUCCGUUUCCGUAUUUCUGCACUGAGCGAAAAAAUCACUUUCUAGAAUAAGACGCUGUUGUGUCGGAUAGAUCUUUCCCAGCUACUGCCAUCAAAAUAAGAUUAGAAAGAAAUGUCGAUCCACUUGAAAGAGUCGAAGAGCUCGAAGGAAUUAAUAAUAUAUUAUUGUAACGAGGCUAGAAUUAGUAAUAUUAUCGGGGUAUCUGUUUCUCGUGUCAACUUCGAACAAUGUUUAUUCGACAUUAGUAAUUUUGUAUAUCGAGUACUAGGUUCGAGUUUAAUUCAACAUUCUAUCCAAAAUGUAACGUAACUUUCAUUAACAUACUCGAUACGCGAAAUCAGUUUUGUACAUAUAAAGUCCUUUCGCGAAAUAAUUUAAAUUUAAUAUCAACUUGUCGUUUGGGUUGCGACGCUGAUGAUUCUUUCAAAGGGAAUUUUUCUAGGACCAAAGAAUUUCUCUAGCGAGAACCGUGUAAAUUACCAUAAGCAAUGAAUCCAGCCUAGAAAGUAAAUUUUUCAUUCACUGUAUCCGUCUUUCAUAGGGUAUCGCGCGCGGAACUUACCGAUCUCGCUCCAUCCUUUCCCCUCGAUUUAUGUCUUUCCCUCCGGCCCUUCUUCCGAGGACCGUCCCGAUCACGAUCCAUCGUCCCUCGGGAACCGUGACCGCGAAGGCAAUCGAGCCGAUCGCGAACGGAACGAACGGACCGUUCCUUCGACAAACAACAUUGACUUCCGAAAUGUCUCGCGUGAAUGACCGUCGGACCUACGAUUUAACGGAAUAGAGACUAGAGGUAGAAACGAAACACGGCCCCUUGGCCACCUAGAGCGACGCCGGUCAGGUGACAUGGACCACGUGACGCCGGUCAGGUGACAUGGACCACGUGACUCGCCGGUCACGUGACGAUGAGGAAUCCGCUAAGCGAUCGAGAAACGUUUAACUCUUAACGAGACGAGAGCUGUUAGCUUGUUGUUAAAUUAGUAACUAUUUAGUUAACGAUAUCGGUUUAAUGAUAUACAUAUUAUAUGACAUAGAACGAUAUAUAUAUGUGUAUAUAUAUAUGUCAUAUAUACACACAUAUAUAUAUACACAUUAAAUGAAGAGAGAUGCAAAUAAAUUUUAAGACACGUUAUCGUAAUGUUAUAUACAUACACGAAAGCAAACAGAAGAAAGGGUAUAAUCGCGGGCGAUACCGGGGAGGCAUUUUUUAACCUACCUCGCGCCAUUUUCUACUGCGCGCUCGACUAAUUCCACCACUACCGAUAGGUACUCUAUUCGAUUCUCUUUUCGAUAGGGAGAACGCUACCGAGUAAUGAUUACCCAUAGUUUGUAACGCGCGGAAACUCGCAGAUGCUCGAGUAUCUCGAAUGCGUACGCGUAUACAUAUAUACAUAUAUAAAUAUAAAUAUUAAAAUGCGUCGACGCGUCGAUAUUCGGCCACAAAGCGCUAGGUUUAGGCCGCUCGCGGUCUGACGUAUGCGUCGUACACUUCGCGGGCGGAUACGCAUCUUUUAACUGUUUAACACACGUCUCUGACAAUCGCUCGAUUGCAAACCCUGACUAAGCUCGGUCAAUAAAAUGCGAUAUCUUUCCUAAAAACGGCGUGAUCGCGUUUCUUUCGGCGUAUUUCGGUCUUGGCUACGUCUCAUUUCUCUCGCCUCGAUUCCUCGAAAAGGAACGUCGAUUUUCACUCUAUCCGAUAUAAAACACUGUUCGUGGUCCUCGCGGUUAAUCCUGGCUUCCAGUCGAUAAAAUUCGCGAAAUAGUCCGACCAUCGCGCCAAGUAAAUCGAGAACUCCUCGACUAGGGUGACAAGUUGAAUGCAACAUUCGACUUCCAGUUUCUUCGAAGAUUGUUCCGAAUUGCGUCUUUUGAGCCGAACGGACAGGUGCACAGGAAUCGCGGUAUUUUGACAGUCCCCAAAAGAUUCGGGAAUUUACCCGAUGUCGGAAGCCCAAAGGACCGACGCAUUCGGUCGAUCGUUAUUCGAUUCCUUGUUGAUUCACAUCUAAUCGGUUUCUUUCGAUAUGUCCCACGAUAUGUCCGUUUCGGAAAUCCUAAACGAUGAACGGACACAUCUUUUUUUGUCGAACGUCUCAUCGAUCAGCUUUUAAGAUCGAACGGCUCAAGGAUUGAACUAUCGUAUCGCUAAGAAAAUGGCGCUUCGAUCCAUAAAUUCCGGAUUAUGACGGUAAUGGAUAAUACGGAAACGCGAAGUUAUAAGUAAAACGAAUAAAGCGGAACGUCGACCUAUAGGAGCGAGGUCGUGAAUUAUCGUUCGUUUCCUUUAACGCUUUUUUAACUUCUGCAACUCGAGAGCAUUUAAUAGGGUCAAUUCCCUUAUUCAAUCAUUAUCAAUCGUUAUUCACCUCUAUCUGAAUUCUCUCAUCUACGUCGAAGGAAUAGUAAUCAGCGAAUUCUAAGUAUCUUCAGGUAUGUCGAAACGAACCGUUCAUCUCUUUCAUUUAAUUAAACGUUGCAAGUAGGCUCUAAAGGGCGGCGAACAGGGAAGAAAUAGGCAAUCUUCUGAGGAGCUUAAUCGCUCUGGCACAUAAAAGACUUACCGCACCUUUUACGAGGACAUUUUACUUAAUUUAUCAGCCGUCUGACCGACCGCGUCUUAGAGCUUCGGAAUGUUCCUUCGCGAGUUAUAACAAUACUCGUUCCGGUGGAAACUCUCGCGUACUCGCUAAUUCUCCCACGUGGAUAGACUCGCUGACUUCUCUCUUUCUUGUGCCCCUCUACUUCUCCCUUUCUCUUUCUCUUUAUCUAUCUUUAUCUUUUUGUUCUCAUUCUUUCUCAUCCCCUCUCGUUCUCUCUCUCAUUCAGUCCGUACCUCCCCCUCCAAAUAAAGUUGAUACCACGGAACUGAAUUCAACCUAGAAGGAGCAAUUUAGACGAUGGAGACCCUGAAGAGAUAAUUAGUGCUCGAAUGACCGACACCUUUCAUUAUAUUCACCCGCUUACUUCAAUGAGUACCAAGAAGCAUCAUUGCGAAAGUGACUUGUUUCCAAUUCAAAGUAUUAAGAUCAAGCAGGAGCAAGCUAUUGAUUUUCACGAUGUUAGUUUCUCGUGAUCCAUAGCCCACCUUGAUUAAAAAAUAAUGCCUUAAGAAAGGAAACGUUAUCGUCAAUAAAACAUAUCUGAAAUAACAAUUCAAUCUCGAGAAUCCUGCAACACAGAUCCAAAAGAAAGUCCUUGGAAACUGACGAAAUAUUGUUAUGACAAUAUUAUACAAGGCAUAGGUUUUGGAAUAUCUCUUGUAGAUUAAAACCAUACAAUAUUAUCCUGCUACUGUAACAAUCUCAUCCCUGUUCGCGCUCCUUCAAGGUUGCAUUAACGUUAUAAAAAAUUUGGCGGUAGGCUCAGCGGAAACGACCAAUGUGUUAAUACCAUUUGCUGUACACUGGAAGACAUCAAUGCCCUCCCAUCCUGCACAGGCGAUGCCGUAUUUGCAGGGGAGGCAUUCAUGUCCACCAUUGUACAUGUAAGUCCUUUCCGCGGGGUUUAACCCACCGUAUAUAACAAUAUAGUCAAACGUCCAACACGUACAAAGCGCAUCACUCGCGUCUUGGCCCGACCGUCCCUCAAGACGCAUCCCUAUCGCGCACAUAACGGUACACCUCUGCACAUCUCUCGUUGUUUUUUUUUUCUCUCUCGAUAUCCGUCGAGCACACAUGAUUACACCAAAGUUCUCUUCCCGUUCCCAAGCCCCCGGUUGUACGUUUCCUGUCGUUAUCUGACCCGAGUGCACCGCUCCUUGCGCGCAUCCCACGUGUACCGUUAUAUGCGCCAGCGGGUCUUGCAAUGCGCUAGGUCGGAAAUCAAAAGUCUGACACAUCGUUAAAAAAAAAGGGGGGGAAAAAAACGAAGAAAAACAACGUUUCGGUGAAAAUAAUAAACCACUAAAACGACAUUAACGAACGAUGAAAGAUACCCGACCUACCGUCCGCCCUCCCGCCGCGCGCGCCUGUCCGUAUGGUCUACUGUUCAUCACUGUCACUACUGUACUAGAACUGUUACUACUGCUAUCACUGUUACUACUCUCACUACUACUACUACUGUUACUACUUUUACUAUGACUCCGGCACACCACUCGCGUGGAUAUACGGUCCGCGGGGGUCUCUCGAGUCGCUCCUGAUAAGACCCUCGGCGACAGAAACCUCUAUGAGGGGCCUUUGAGGCGACGUAACGUCGAUACGGUGCCGCAUUCGGACGAGUGGUGUCCUUCGAGUACUGCUCAUGCCAUCCUGUUGUAAUGAUGAUGUGU